AUGGAGAAUUCCCCACCACCAGCACCAGCAGCGGCAGCGCAGGCGACGCGGCCCGAUCCCGUCCACCGCCCAGAGGACCCCGCGCCGAUGCGGCCAUCGUCGCCGCUGCGCCCGCCUGUCGCGUUCCCGACGCUGGACUCGCUGGCGGCGUUCCUCCGGCCGCGGCUCCCUCCGGGGGCGCUUGCGUCCUGGGGCGCCGUGCCGGGGACCAAGACCCUGGCGAACCUGUUCCUGGAGCUCGCCGUGGGCGACUGCGCGCUGCACGCCCCCACAGACGCCGCCCCACCGCCGGCGCCGCGGGUGGUCCGCGCGGUGCACGUGGCCACGGUCCGCAUCCGCAACAGCCGCGGCGCGCGGCUCGUGGAGACCCGGCAGCUGCUCUCCGACGGCACGGUCCGGCGGCGCGGCCCGCGGCCGCUGUCCGAGAAGAUGCGACCCGGCGAGUCCCCCGAGGCCGCCGCGGCGCGCGCCGUCCGGGAGGAGCUCGGCGCCCGCGCCCACGUCCGGAUCCUCGGCGGGGACGGCGCGCGCGUGGAGGAGCGGGAGUCCGCGUCCUACCCGGGCCUCCCCGCCCGCUACGUGCUCCACGCGGUCGACGCCGAGGUGGUGGACGGCGUGCCCGAGGACGGGGAGUUCGAGACCGAGGAGACCGGCGAGGACGACGGGGACGCCGGCGCCGGCGCCAUCACCGUGAAGCGCCACUACUGGGAUUGGAUCGACGACGACGACGACGACGGUGACAGUGAGCGCAAGGAGGUUGCUGCUGCCGGCGCGCGCGCGCACUAG
Miscanthus lutarioriparius is the source of this 786-nucleotide messenger RNA. The record is from the annotation of a GenBank genome assembly. NCBI's taxonomy places the organism in Eukaryota, Viridiplantae, Streptophyta, Magnoliopsida, Poales, Poaceae.